This is a messenger RNA of Saccostrea echinata, 4180 nucleotides long. Its product is annotated as hypoxia-inducible factor 1-alpha-like. Gene Ontology annotation, molecular function: RNA polymerase II transcription regulatory region sequence-specific DNA binding; DNA-binding transcription factor activity, RNA polymerase II-specific; protein dimerization activity. Bases 151 to 2247 code for a protein of 698 amino acids. Gene Ontology annotation, biological process: regulation of transcription by RNA polymerase II; cellular response to hypoxia. Lineage: Eukaryota; Metazoa; Mollusca; Bivalvia; Ostreida; Ostreidae. The transcript is spliced from 15 exons. The record is from RefSeq and is a predicted model, not a curated record.
GAUGUCUCGAACCAUUGAGAAAACACGAGUUGUGGCGCUUGAACUAUAUCCGGUUUCAUCCACAGGAAGUGCAUAAAAUAGAAACUGGUAAAUAUUUUUCAGACAUUUUGUGAAUAUAUCAAGAGAACAAAGAGGAUUUAAUAUUUCCAGAUGAGCUCGUCAUCAAAAAGAAGGAAUUCAGAGAAAAGGAAGGAGAAAUCUCGCGAUGCAGCUCGCUGUCGACGCGGCAGGGAGACAGAGAUUUUCUCUGAGCUGGCGGACCAAAUCCCACAAUACAGCGGAGGUCACAGUUCACUGGAUAAGGCCUCCAUAAUGAGGCUUGCCAUCAGUUACCUGAAAGUCAGUAAAAUAAUGGAGACCCAGCGUAACAAUAGACAUGCCCCGUGUGAGGAGUUUGAUUCUCUCUACAGUAAGGCUCUGGACGGAUUUGUGGCCAUCUUGUCUAAUGAAGGGGACCUCGUCUACAUCUCUGAAAGUGUCUCCAAAUAUCUGGGCAUUCAGCAGGUGGACCUAGUGGGGCAGUCCAUUUAUGAAUUUGUUCACCCCUGCGACCAUGAAGACAUUACGGACAUUUUCCACAAUAAUGGCCGCGACAAGAAAAAGUCCAAAGAUGCCCACCACACUUUCUUUGUCAGGAUGAAAUGUACGCUGACUAACAAGGGCAAAAAUGUCAACCUUAAGUCAGCCACUUACAAGGUGAUUAAGUUUUCGGGGAAGUUGAUUGAGGACAAGGUUAAGAAGGAGUCCGGGGGAGAGGGGAACCCUCCCUAUCUGCUGGUGAUUGGGGAACCCAUACCCCACCCCUCAAACAUUGAGAUCCCCCUGGAUAGAAUGACGUUCCUCAGCAGGCACAACAUGGACAUGAAAUUCACGUAUUGUGAUGACAGGGUGAAGGAUCUGCUGGGCUACAACUGUUCAGACCUGAUCAACAAAUCUCUGUUUGACUAUCAUCAUGCUAUGGACAGUGAGCUCAUUGACCAGGCCUAUAAAUACUUGGUUGCUAAGGGACAAGUGAUGACCAGUCAGUAUCGAUUCCUGGCCAAAACGGGGGGACACGUCUGGGUCAUCACUCAGGGGACGGUCAUCUACAACAGCCGCACCCAGAAACCCCAGUGUGUGGUCUGUGUCCACUAUGUUCUCAGUGGAAUUGAGAAUCCGAGCCUGAUUCUGUCCACAUCUCAGCAGACAUACAGCCAGCAAUUACCCAUAAUCCCACUGGAGAUCAAACUCAGCACCGAGGAUGUCUUCAAACCGCGGCCUGAAAACGUUAAAGUGGACGAGUUCUACUUCCCGCCGGGCAGCAAGAUGUCCUCCAUGAAAAUUGACAAGAAUGUAGAUCUGACCCACCUGGCUCCAACCUCCGGGGAUAUCUGUGUACCCCUGAUUGAUGAGAACUGUGUUCCGUUCUCCACUAACUUGCCACUUCCUGUUCUGAAAGAGGAGCCGGAUGUCUUCAGUAAGCGGGUCUGUUCUCAGCAGGCUUACUCCCCGUUAUCAAGUCCUGCGUCUGUAAGUCCAGCACCCGUCAGCCCUAUGGACUACACUAACCCCCUGACCCCAAGUGUAGUGGAUGCCAUGGAUAAGUUUUUCUCUGCCGUGGACACCUACCCCAGGAAAGACCACGCAGCUGCCGACCUUGACUUGGAUAUGAGGGCCCCUUACAUCCCCAUGAAUAAGAAGGAGGACUUUAGCUUACUGCCCCCCACCAGUGAUGCGUUGUUUACCAUCAACAAUGACUUCAAUCCAGGUUUGUUUGGACGCACAGAGUCUGUGUUUGUACCAAAGGAUAAACUAUACCAGGACCCACCCAAGGAAGCCCGCAUGAGUAUUCGCGACAUGUUAGUAGGAAGUACUGCUGUGGCUAGCAUCGAACAGCCCCCCGAUACGUUUAAUCUGCAGAUGAAGCGCCCCCUAGACAUGAACAGUCUGGAGAAAGGACCGCCUACAAAGAAACGCUUUAUGCAGGAGUAUCAGGAGCCUCCUAAAAAGCACAGUGUAUUGAUGAGCCUCCUGGUGAAUGGCGAGGACCCUCCCACGGGGUACUCCGUCCACAAAACGCAGCCUCAAAAGCAGCCCAAAGCAUAUUUUCCAGCAUUGCAAACCAAGGGGAACAACUCUGGUGGUAAGAAAAUGUUUCCUAAUCCGGGCUUGGAGGAGGAAGUGAUAGAAACUCCAGACGUCUUGCUCCAGAAUCCGGAUUUGCUUGCUGCCCUGGAGCUGUUUUUGCCGAAUUCCGAGCUAAUGUGACAUCGUUUUUAUUGUAUCCAUGGUAACUGAUUUUGUGAUGCCACAAAGAAGGAGAAAAACAGGGACUUAUCAUUGCUAUGGAACAUUUAUUGUUGCUAUGUAACAUUUACUUUUGUAUUGUCACUAGUUGUGUUGUUUUAACAUAAAAAAAAUGCUUUAAGAUUUAUUUGUUAUAUAACAUUUAGUAUCCAGUGUUGUUAGGAUCCGUUGUUAUAAUUGUUUGUAGGUUUCAGUUGUUUUUUUUUUUUGUUUUGUUUUUUGUUUUUUUUUUAAUUAAUUGGCAACAUUUGUUACAGAUUUAGGAAUUUGUGAAUGGAAAAAAAAGACAUUUGCUUAUUUUAGCAUAUAAAUCAUGUUUGAGGGUGCAAAAAAACUGCUUAUAGAUUUGGAGCUUUUCAAAUUGCCAGAUAUGAUUUUACAACUUGUCAAAUGUCAAUAAUUUAUUUUUUGUUGCUGCUGUUCAGCUCAUCAAUUUAUCCUGCUCAUUUUUUUCCACCACAACUUUUAGCACUACAUAACUACCGUAAUCAAAAACUCAAUCUUAUUUUAUGAAGAGAUAUUUUCAUAUAUUUUUCUCUAAAGGAAAAAAAAUGCAUUAAAAAAGUUUAUUAAAAAAAAAAUCAAAAAUUGAAGAAAAAAAAGUUUUAAAAAAAUUAAAAUUAAAAAAAUAAAAAAAAAAAAAUAAAAAAAAUAAAAAAAAAAAGAAGAAAAUUAAAAAAAAAAUUAUAGGAUAGGAUAAAUUUGAUCAAUGUGAAAUGCGUUGUUGUGUUUAGUGCUUGCAUGUAUAUAAUGUAGUGAGUUUGUUGAUAAUGUAGUGCUGAUACGUACACAAUUUUCUAUGUUCUACAAAUGCUGCCAUAAGAAAGUUUUACAUUGGAGAUUAUAAUAAUUUCUGUAUCAGCUCUCUCAUUGUUUCAUGUAAUUAACAUGGGAAUUUGCUUUUGAGAAUCAUUUUUUCUUUUUAUUCCCUAACCCUGAUGGUAACUCUGACCCUUGCUGUUUAUUUGCAAGUAAAUUUUUGCCUAACUAUCUGUCUCUCAGUUUGGCCCAGAAGCUUGUAGUAGAUUUAUCAUUAAUGAGAUCAUUUGAUUUUCACUAGAACUAAGAUCAGUGAUUAUAGAUUCAAACUUGUUUGCAUGCUCUCAGUAUACAUUAUCCACAAAAUAUUUUUCGAUAUUUUCAUAAUUGACAGAUAUUUAUUGUUCACUUUUAUGGAAAUAGCCAGGUUGUAUUUUCGUUUGAAAGCCCUCCAGGGCUCCGUGGAUAAUUUGUUAGGAUCUGAGUGAAUUAUUCUGGGUUAUGUUUAUUAUGGUUUAGGGCAGUCUUGUUACUACAAGACCUAGUUUUAUUUUUGAUUUUUUUUUUUUUUAUAUAAAGGCAACUUAUGAAGGGUUAGUGGGGUGUGUCAUAUUGUACAGAAUUAUAAAGAUACUAGGCUUCAAAAUGUGGUUGAGAAAUUUGAUUGCAGAUGAAAAUAUUUUUUUUAUGAUGCAGUGUUGCCAUAAAAUUUUUAUGUUUUAAUUUCAUGUAAAUUCAGGACUCGUCAUCUCGAGCAGGACUCGAACGUUGUCAGUCUCGGUUAAAAAUAAAUUGGAAUUUAUGUCCUCAAGUGAAAAUUUUUAGCUGAAAAGAAUCAACAAAAAGCCUUUGUUUCUUUUAUACUCUAUAGAAUGUAAUAAUUUGUUUUUACUUGGACAACAUAGGAUAGUAAAUGUUGGUUUUUAUCUCCCUUUGAUAGUAAUUGUUGGUUAUUAUCUCCCUUUUGUCAUACAAUAUAAUUAUACAUUGUACCCACAACUCUUGUUGUGUGUGAGCCAUAUUCAUCAGUCCCUGAUUGUGGGGAAAAAAGUGUAUUUUGUUUUCAUGUGUAUCGUUCCUAUACAACUCACUGUAAAUGAACAUAUUGUAGUACAAUAAAAUAAAAAUAACAAAA